Aspergillus campestris IBT 28561 is the source of this 558-nucleotide messenger RNA. RefSeq names its product putative TBP interacting domain protein. Bases 1 to 558 code for a protein of 185 amino acids. NCBI's taxonomy places the organism in Eukaryota, Fungi, Ascomycota, Eurotiomycetes, Eurotiales, Aspergillaceae. Gene Ontology annotation, cellular component: DNA recombinase auxiliary factor complex; condensed nuclear chromosome. Gene Ontology annotation, molecular function: recombinase activator activity; double-stranded DNA binding. The transcript is spliced from 4 exons. Gene Ontology annotation, biological process: homologous chromosome pairing at meiosis; meiotic joint molecule formation; meiotic strand invasion involved in reciprocal meiotic recombination. The record is from RefSeq and is a predicted model, not a curated record.
AUGUCGAAACGAAACAAGAAAGAUGAAGACUCGAGUAGCCAUGCACACGCCGUGAAAGCCUUGCGCGAGCUCCACAAGAACAAGCAGAUCGAAAGCCGCGUCGCAGGGAAACAAAUCGUCUACCACGCCUUACAAUUAGCACCAAACAGUACGCCAGAAACCAUCGCAGCAGAAGAAUCAACAGCGACGCAACUCCAAGAGCAAAUCGACAAACUCAAGGUCAGCGAGCGGAAGACACGCGCGGAGUUGACCGCGUGCUGUGCAAAGCCCUUGCUUUCGGAGCUGCGCUAUGAUAUUGAGAAACUUCGGGAAGAAGUCGCGUCGAUUACGGCGCAGCUUGCUCGUGUUCGGGAGAGUAACCCGCUGAAAGAUGGUUCUUGUGAUGGUGAGAGUAGUGUCGGUCUUGAUUUAGAGUGGAAGCGUUGGAAGGACUGUGUUGCUGUCCGGAGGAGGAUAUGUCGGGCUCUGUGGGAUAGCUGCACUGAGGUGUUGCCGGGGGAUAUGAGUCGGGGGGAACUUUGGGAUUCCUUGGGGAUGGAAGGGUCCCCGUUCGAAUGA